AAUGAUUGACAAUGGAAAAACACAUAAUAUGUGCAAGAAGUUAUAAAUAAAUAAAUAAAUAAAAUGUGAAAAAUUACGUGGGAAUAAUGCAGUGUUCUUCGCCAAAACCAGAGCCAAACCAACAAACCGAAAGCAAAGUCGUAAAGAGCCAGAGAGUGAACUCCACGUCCUUUUCCAUUCUUUCAUUUUUGCCCACUGCCCACACUCCCUUCUCUCUUCUCAGAUCUCCCACUCAUCUUCCUCUUUCACUUUCACUUCCUCUUUCCCAUAACCACAGACUAGGGUGGUACAGUACUAGUAGAAAUCAAAAAGAGUUUUGUAAAAAAAGAUGAUUUGGGUGGUGAUGCUAUGAUGCUGAAGAAAGUUGAUCAUCAUAGAUGAAGAAAGCUCGUGCAUGGAGGCUAGGCAUGAAAGAUUUCCUUGUCAUGCCUGGUCCUCGACAACGGCCUCAAUUAAGAAGACCAGUAUGGAUAAUUCUUUUGGUUUCAUUUGUCAGCAUUUUUCUCAUUGGUGUCUAUGUUUAUCCUGCAAGCAGCUCUGCCUCUUGCUUUCUCUUUUCUUCAAAAGGUUGCAGGGCGUUUCGUCGGCCGCCACUUCUUCCUUCGAGGCCUUUAACAGAUGAUGAGAUCGCAUCCGAGGUUGUAAUAAAGGAAAUUCUCAAGUCACAUCCUGUUCAGACAAAGACACCCAAAAUUGCUUUCAUGUUUUUGACUCCGGGUUCAUUACCUUUCGAGAAGCUUUGGGAAAAGUUCUUUCAUGGCCACGAGGACAGAUUUACUGUUUAUGUACAUGCAUCUAGGGAAAGACCAGGACAUGUGAGCCGUUAUUUUAUCGGCCGAGAUAUACAUAGUGAAAAGGUUGGUUGGGGUAAGUUUAACAUGGUUGAGGCAGAGAAGAGACUUUUGGCGAACGCACUAAUAGACCCAGCAAACCAGCAUUUUGUCUUGCUCUCUGAUAGCUGUGUACCGGUGCAUAACUUCGAAUAUGUGUAUAAUUAUCUCAUGUUUACAAAUGUCAGCUUUAUUGAUUGUUUUGUCGACCCUGGUCCUCAUGGAAAUGGUCGGUAUUCAGAGCAUAUGAUGCCUGAGGUUAAUAAACGGGAUUUUCGGAAGGGUUCACAGUGGUUCUCUUUGAAACGGCAGCAUGCAAUUAUCAUUAUGGCAGACAGUCUCUACCACACAAAGUUCAAGCUCUAUUGCAAGCCAAACAUGGAUGGACGCAAUUGCUACUCGGACGAGCAUUAUUUGCCAACAUUUUUCCUGAUGAAAGAUCCUGAAGGAAUCGCCAAUUGGUCAGUGACUUAUGUCGAUUGGUCUGAAGGGAAGUGGCAUCCAAGAGCAUACAGAGCUCAAGAUAUCACUUAUGAUCUCCUCAAGAACAUAACGUCCAUCGAUGAGAGUGUGCAUGUUACAAGCGAUGCAGCGAAGAUUACUGUGACCAAGCCUUGCAUAUGGAACGGGAUGAAGAGACCCUGUUAUUUAUUUGCCAGAAAGUUUUAUCCAGAAACUUUGAAUAAACUGAUUCACCUUUUUUCCAAUUAUACCACUGUUUAGCAUUUUUUUUUUCCAUAUCAUUAUUUUUCUUUCCUGGUUGGAUCAGCAUAGCAUUCUUGAUUCACCACCAACCCACGUCUCAGUUCUCUUAGAUAUCGAUUAGUAGAUUAUGCGAUGACAAUCAGAAACACCUGGAAUUCUUAGCCGGAUAAGAGCAUUACCUGGCAGAGGGUGAGAAGGUUAAGGCAGUCAAGUUUCAGUUUUGGUAUGGGGGCUUAAAAGUGCGGCCUUUUUUCCGAAUGCUGCUUCCUCUGUUAUCGUUACCAAUUAGGUAGUUUUCUUGGUUUUUCUCUUUGUUGGGUUAUAUUAUUAUUUAUGUAUUCACAUAUAUUUGAAACAUAAUCUUUUUGAUUUUUUUUUUCAUUGAUUUUAUGUAGAAAGAUUGAAAAUUUUGACACAGUUUUGAUAUGGAUAGCAAGAUCAAAAGGUCAAUAAGCCAUAUUUUAUUUUAUUUUUUAUCA
Molecule: messenger RNA, 2014 nt
Organism: Ziziphus jujuba (common jujube)
Lineage: Eukaryota; Viridiplantae; Streptophyta; Magnoliopsida; Rosales; Rhamnaceae
Product: glycosyltransferase BC10
Exons: 11
Coding region: 378-1553 (391 amino acids)
Cellular component (GO): membrane
Molecular function (GO): glycosyltransferase activity
Source: RefSeq, a predicted model, not a curated record